Tauraco erythrolophus (red-crested turaco) is the source of this 626-nucleotide messenger RNA. The record is from RefSeq and is a predicted model, not a curated record. Lineage: Eukaryota; Metazoa; Chordata; Aves; Musophagiformes; Musophagidae.
AGGCGCUGUAAAUCUUGGAUCCUCCGUCCCCGGAGAUCCUCCGUGGCAGGGUGCCGAGGAUCUGUCUGAUGGUUCCCAGGCCGUGCUGAUGCUGCUCUGCCAGAAGAGAGAUGGGGAAGAGAUACUUCUGUGACUACUGUGACAGGUCCUUUCAGGACAACCUUCACAACAGGAAGAAACACCUCAAUGGAGUGCAGCAUCUCAGGGCUAAGAGAGUCUGGUACGACUUAUUCCGAGAUGCUGCCGCUAUCCUGCAAGAGGAGCAGACCAAGAAACCUUGUCGGAAGUUUCUGCAAACAGGACAGUGUGAUUUUGGGCCCAACUGCAGAUUUUCCCACAUGACAGAGCAGGACCUGGAGAAGCUGAGUGCCCAGGUGCAAGGGGAGCAGAGAUUGAAGGAGCUGCGGCAGGAAGGAGCAGAUGUCCCGCCUGGCACCAUUGAGGACUGGCUGGAGAAGAGAGCAAAGAGACUGAGUGUGGCUCAGAGCAACAGUGCCCUCCCCGAGAAACCAGCGCCUUUCCAGUACCCACCAGGCUGGCCUCCGGUGCAGGACCUGCCCCCGUCCCUGCAGGCCCCCCCUCCCGGAGGGUGGCCGGUGCCCCCCAACCUGCAGUGGGGCUGAGGC